GUAGACAUUUUUUAGGUUGCUGGACAAUGUCCAAUAGAUACUUAUAGAAACAAAAGUCAAUCUUUUUCAAAACUUCGAAAAUACCAUUUUUAGUUUUUAAAAAAUUUCGUGCUCCACAGAUGCGCAUUCCCCAAUUCCCAAUCCUAUCGCCACAACACGACGCGACGCACACUUCUCCACUCUCUGGAACUCUCGCCAUGCUUCCGGCUCUCGCCGCCGCCUCGCCGACGCUGCAAACCUCUCGCCCGGUCUCCCGCCUCCGGCGCAACCACCGACACCAUCACGGUGUUCAUCUUCACCUCCACCACCGCUUCCCUCCCUUAGCCGCCGACGGCGGGGGUCGCGGUCGCUUUCUCCUGGUCGGCACAUACGCCGCUUCUGAUGGUAGCGCAGGACAGGAUGUUGGUAGUCCCGAGAGCAUGGCAAAUUCAGGAUCUGCAUAUGUUGGUCUCUUUGUCCGAAUGCUUGGCUUGGAUAAUGACGCUCAUGAUAGGGAACAUGCUAUUUGCACACUCUGGCAUUACUCCCUUGGUGGACAGAAGUGCAUCGAUGAGAUAAUGCAGUUCCCAGGUUGCAUCAGCCUCAUCAUCAGCCUCCUAAAGUCAGAGUCUGCUUGUGCUUGUGAAGCAGCGGCAGGCCUUGUGCAUAAUAUAACUUCAGUGAAGUUAUACAGGGAUGUGGCAAUUGAGAGUGGAGCAAUGGAAGAAAUCUUUAGCUGUAUCCGUAAAUCCACGAUAACCCCAGAGAUAAAGGAGCAGUGUUUGUGUACCAUUUGGAACUUCUCUGUUGACGAAAAUUUGAGAUACAAGCUUUUGGGGAGUGAUAUGCUAAUACCAAUAGUUAGGUUCCUAGAUGAUGAAGACAUAAAAGUGAAAGAAGUUGCUGCUAGUAUCACAUCAUAUUUAACUUUAAGUCAUUCUUAUCAUGGAGCUCUGGUCGAAGCUGGUGUAAUUCCAAAACUGGUUCAUCUUCUGCAAACCAAAGACGAUGAUUAUAAAAGUAUCAGAAAGGAAGCUAGAAGGUCGCUCGUGGAACUAUCCACGGAUGAUAGUUACCAUGCCCUUAUAGUGGGUCAGGGUCUAGUCCGGAUUCCUCUGGUUGGCUCAUCCGCUUAUAAAGCCUUCAGACCUCAACCUCAUUCAUGGCCCUCUUUUCCUGAUGGCUCGGAAAUUCAACGGAGUUCUCGGCCUUCAAAAUAUGGUGCAACUGAAUUGCUUCUUGGCCUGAUUCUAAAUGAGAAGAAAGCAGAGCCAGAUGAAGCUAAAAUUAAUGCUAUGAUAGGGCGUUCUAAUCAGCAAUUUCUUGCACGCGUUGGAGCUAUUGAGUUUGAUUAUGAAGGGAAAGAACAAUCUGGAUCUCAAAGGAAUGAUCACCACACCAUCUUACCUUGGAUAGAUGGUGUUGCACGGCUAGUUUUAAUAAUUGGUCUCCAAGAUGUCUCUGCAAUUGCAAAGGCUGCUCAUGCAAUCGGUGAUGCAUCAGUAAAUGAACACAUGCGCACUUCAUUCAUGGAAGCUGGGGCUGUGAAAUCUUUACUUCAGUUGCUGAUGCAUAAUGAUGUACCUGUCAGAGAAGCGAGUGCUUAUGCAUUGGAAAAACUAAGUGUCAGUUCCGAAGUUUGUGAGAAGAUCAGAGUAGAAGAUGGCCGAGAGCUGCUUGUAAAUGUACUGAAGGAUUCAGAUACCCCAGUAGAACAAUUGGAGAAGAUAAUCCAUAUACUUUCUCGAAUACUUGAUAUGGAGGUCAGCAUGAUUACUGCGCCUGAUUACUAUGCUAGUACUGGGUCUGAGGAUAUAGCGGACGAUGAGAAGUGCAGUCAAGGUAAUGUAGAUGGUGAGCUCAAUGGAACGUCCCAAAAUUUAUUGAAACAAGACGAGUUGGAUAGUUGUAGCGAUUCAAUCUUUGACCUUGAUGUCAUCUCACGCUUAAUCAAAGUUCUUAAGAAUCAUCUCCAAGCCUGCAAGAAAAAUGUGCUACUCUCCUGGAGCAUUUAGCAGCUUGUGAGCAACAUGGCACUGCAAUGACUGCUGCCCGAUCUGAGUCAGUAAUUGAAGCUGUUCUAGAAAUGGGGGUUAUUCAUGGUAAUUAGUUUGAUUCAUUUAUGCAUAAACAUUAUAGAUGCAAAUGCAGACUUAACUUCUUGACUUAUUUUGUAACCAUCCACCAAAUAGAUCGAGUUUUGAAUUUGGUUACUUCCACUCUGAAUAAGUUCGUGAGUUUUACAGGAGCAAAUGAAUAAGGCCAUUCGGUACAUACUACAGUACAUAAUCAUCGUGCACUUUCGAGAAAACGCAGGGGACUCAUUGGGUAAGAAAUUAGGGAGUCGAUCCUAGCGCUCCCCUUCUCUCCCCCUAGCGCCCCCCCCCCCCCUCGCCGGCGGCCACUCCGGCCCCGGCGACCACCAAACCCACGCCGGCGCCUGCUCCGGGGCCGACGUCCACCUCUUCCUCCUCGCCGGUGGGCACUCCGGUCCCCGGCGUCCACCUCCUCGCACUAGCUCGUUCCUCGGUGCCGUUCGCCAUGGCAUCUCGGGUGUCCCUCUCGGCGUCCUCCUCCGGCUCCUUGCCCCUCUCCCCUCCGCCGCCGCCGCCUCCUAGGCCGGUCUUGCUCAUUGGUCGUUGUGCCCGACGUGGUGGGCACGACGCGUGGUCCAAUCAUGUGGACCGAGGCUGCAACCCCCUCCCCCCUUCCUCUGGCGGUGGGCGAGGCGCCCUGGCAGACGCAGGCCGGCGUCGGGCGGUAGCCCCACAGGCGCGCUCCCUGACCAGGCCGGUGCGCCGCUCCCCUCCGGGCAGGUGGCCCAACAUCCUGCCGUCGUCGCGGCCGUCGAGGGGCCGGAUCCUGGCGAAGCUUGUUGGCUGCUGCUACAAUUGCGGGAGCGACAAGCACAUCUCGGCCAUGUGCACUAACCCGCCGGUCUGCGUGCGCUGUGACGGGGAGGGCCACAUCUCGCGGGAUUGCACGCGUCCGCGCCCCCGCCCCCGCAGUUCGUCUCCGGUGGAUCCUCCGCGACUUCCGCCGGCUCUCCGUCAUGGCCACGCCCCGCCGUCGUCUGGGGCGGCACGCACUCUGUCCCCGCCGCUUCCGCCUCCCCCUCCCGGGCCGCCGCCGGCGGGCGCAGUUCGGAUCGGUGUUCCGUGGAGUCGGGUGGUCAGCGCUGGGUCGGUGGGCAGCAUGGUGGUGCCCGGGCCGGCUUUCUCGGUUCCGUUCGAGCCGGUGGUUGCGGGUGAGGCGUCGCCCCCCAUGGUGGAUGAUCAGGUGGAUGUGUGCUUCCUGGAGUCGGGCCCCGACCUCCGGGCGCUCGAGAAGGAGCUCUCUCGGGCCGUGGUGGUGACCGUAGUUGGUGAUCGAGACGCGGCGGAUCUGGCUGCGGUGGCUGGAGUUCUUGUGCAGGAGUUUGAGCUAGCCUGGCUGGACAUGUCCAUUCGAGCAUAUUUCCCUGAGGAUUUUCCUUGUGUUGUGCCGUUCGUCGGAGAUCAGGAGCAGGUUGCUCAGGCGUGGGCGGGCUGGCACGCACCAGUUUGAUCUCCUGCUCGCGCCCUGGUCUCGCCACUCGCACGCCACGGCCAUCUCCAUGCCGUUCCUGGUGCCGCUGGUGCUGCGGGGCAUUCCGGCGAAUGCGUGGACUCGGCGCACGGCGGAGGUUCUUCUGCAUGGCCUGGGGGUGGUGGUCAAGGUCGGGGCAUCGACCGCGGAGCGGAGCGACAUGGCGGGGUUCCUGGUCUGGCUACGCACGGACGACCCAACUCGUGUCCCCUUCAGGCGGAUCCUUGCCGUCGAGGAGCCGAACAGGCGGAGCAGAGUUGCUGUGCAGGUGGAUGGUGGUUCUGAUGCCCUGUGGUACCCGAUUGGCAUUCGGCUGGUGGCUGAGCCGAUUCACCUUGGGCGGCAGGCCGGGACGCCAACGCCGCCGCCGUCGCCCCCUCCCCAGCCAUCUGCUGGCCACGGCGGCGGUGGCUCGCGCGCCGAUGACUUGGGCGGGCCUCCGCCGCCGCCGCCUUCGCCGCCUCGCCGGGCAGAUUCCUCGUCGGCGUCGGCCCCUUCGCCUGGCAGAAACCGGGCUGUUCAAACCCAGGGCGGCCAGCGGGCCAUUCAAACCCAGGCUGGUCAGCGUGAGCUGGCGGGAGAUGUCACGCCGCUAUCCGAGCGCAGGGAGGACCCUGAUCCUGUCGGUUGCCAGGGUACGUAAAGCGUGGUGGGCCGAGGCACGGUGCAACGUGUCAUGCAAGCAGAGGCCAGCAGGGCUGUCUCCCCGUUGGAAAGCAGAGUGGGGGCGCUGGUUGGGUAGCCGGUUCAGUGGACGGGCCGCAGAUCAGCGCAUCAGGAUCGCCAGGUUCGGUGAACCAAGUGAGGGGAAGUCCGAGGCCGCAACAGACAGAGGGCGAGACUGACAGAGCAGUGUUGAUAGAACCUGCGGUGGCGGGACCGGAGCCCAUGCAAUCAGUCAGGAUUGGCGGAUGGGAGGUACAAGUGGACCAGAGCGAAUCUCGCGACGCCCAUGGCUCCGAUUGGCGUGCGGAUCUCACCACGCCCUAAGUGGAUGGACCUGAGUUGGACAACAGCCUGUUAGGCAGCCCGCGUGGCAUGGGGACCCCGCUGGGCCCCACCCUGCAUGCGGAUGGGACGCGCCCAUGCACGUCGAAGGAAGGCUGGUUUCUGGUAAGCCUGUCGCAGGUAGAUGGUGAAACGGAUCCGGGGUGACCGCAGGGACACUCCCAGGGGCAGGUGGGGACGCCACUCCAGCAGGCACAUACACAUAUGGCCCCCUCCCAGGCCCGUCUCCGCACCGCAGGAGCAAGUGGCGCAGUUAUGCUCGGAGCUGCGUAAAGCGCUCUCACCUUUGCUAACCCAGCCUACAUCCAGAGAGCUACCUAAACAGCAGAGGAGGCCACGGCAGAAGCGACCAACGGUGACCUCGCCGCGCCGGUGUGUGAGGCUGGCAAAGGGUGGGAGGGGCUCCAAGGCUUCAAAGCAACAGGCGGUGUUGAUCCGGAAGCUUUGCCUAGCCAAUGAAGGGAACCAGAUCGAUGAUGACGCACUGCAAGCCUACGUCAAAUUGUUCGAUAAGCCGUUGCUUGACUGCCAUGUGAGGGCGAUCUGGGCACUGUUUGGGUGGGAUGCUUCGGUGCUGCCCUUGCAGUGCGAGGAGGCAGGAGGGGCCGAGGGCCAGUAGUACGAGCCUGUGUGGCACGUGGUUCGAUGGGCACUCUCCAUGACUUCAAACCUGCCUAAAAUACUCGUGUGGAACGUGCGAGGACUCAAUUCGCCGGCUAGAAGGAAUGCGGUGUACCAAGUAGUUGUGGCUGCAAAUGUGAGCAUUGUAUGCCUCCAAGAAACCAAAAUGGAGUCCAUCUCCAUUAAUGUGGUUAGACAUUGCCUGGAUAAUAAAUUCGAGCAUUUUUA
Triticum aestivum (bread wheat) is the source of this 5403-nucleotide messenger RNA. RefSeq lists its product as uncharacterized. The transcript has 8 exons. Bases 120 to 1994 code for a protein of 624 amino acids. Lineage: Eukaryota; Viridiplantae; Streptophyta; Magnoliopsida; Poales; Poaceae. The record is from RefSeq and is a predicted model, not a curated record. Gene Ontology annotation, molecular function: protein binding.